GGUGCCGAAAUAUUGAUGGUGGUGGUGGUUCUUAUGUUGUAGUGAUCGUGGUGGUGGUGAGUCAAAUUGGAAGCAAAAGAAAAACACCUGGCGGCUAUGCGCGCGCUGAUUGGCUACAAAUGCUGGAGCAAAGAGCGCCACGGAGAGCGCGCAACAAUUUUCUUAUUGCCAACUCACUAGCGGCGCACAGAGCGCAUUGUGUAUAAAUAGCGCUAGACGAUUGAGACCAAUAGCAUUAACAAGCAAGCGCACAAGUCGAGCAGACAUCAAAAAACAGAGUUUUUAUUGAAAAAAAUAUACACAAAUAGUGAAAAUGCCUUUUCUAACGCGUGAAUACAAUUUCCACGAGUCGGAGCUAGCAGCCGCUAAAGAUCAGCGCACAAUGGCCAUGCGCAGCGUCAAGAAGUUAUUGCGCCCGCUCAUGCGCAUAAUCAAGAAGAAGCAGUUGUUGCAAAAAACACUCGCCGAAGUGAAGCAACAAAAUGAUUACAAUUCAUCGCUGGAGGAUAUGCGCAAAGAUCCCGCCGCGCUUAACGCCUACGAUGACAAUUUGGCUAAUGAGGCAUUGGAGCAGCGCCUACAUGAACAAUUGGAGCGCAGCGCGCCCAAAGCAGCCAUUAUUGUGCGUCAGGGCAACAGUCAACAAGUUGUGCCCGUGCAGCAGCAACACUACAUACCGGUGCAUUUUGCGCGCACCGCCAACGGUACAUUCUUUUGGACCACCAACGACAUGCCGCGUCAACAGGAGUUACAAUUGCGUCAACAGCUCGAUCGCUGGGGACAAGCAUAAGCGCCUGGUAGCAGUGGGGUACACGGUAGCAGCUUUAAGUGCAACGGCCACUUUGCGGCAUAAGCGAAGCGGCACAUUUGCGCGUGAACCGCCGCGCGCAUGCGCGGUUUUGGCUUCCUAUUUUCAAGCGUUUUCACGCGGAGUUUAGCGUGACAAUUCAAUAAUUGCGGUGAUAUUAGCUUUUAGUCGCAUGGCUACAGUUUUAUGAUUUUAUUUUAUUUUUUUGCGUAAAAUAAUUGAUAUUCAAUUGUGUGCAACUAUUUUGUAGCAACAGUGGCAAAUUUAUAAUUUUGUCUUAUUGUGAUUUUAGCGUGUUUAAAUGUGUUAGUAAUUUGUAAUAUUGUAACAAUUUAGGUUAAUAGCUUUAAAAUUCAUAUGUCUUCCUAAAUUUAGCUGAUUUUACAUAAGUAAGUGGUUUGCAUUAGUCUAAGUGAUAAGCGUUCUACAUUCAUUGUCUUCCAUGUAAAACUUUGUAGAAAAAAUAAAAUUAGUUUUAAGCGAAAAAUAUUGUAAACAAAAAUUUAAUAAAAUAAAAUAUUAUACUAAAGAACGAAAAAAAAAUGUUUCUACUAUUUUAU
This is a messenger RNA of Bactrocera oleae (olive fruit fly), 1368 nucleotides long. The record is from RefSeq and is a predicted model, not a curated record. NCBI's taxonomy places the organism in Eukaryota, Metazoa, Arthropoda, Insecta, Diptera, Tephritidae.